This is a messenger RNA of Mesorhabditis belari, 1761 nucleotides long. The record is from the annotation of a GenBank genome assembly. Lineage: Eukaryota; Metazoa; Nematoda; Chromadorea; Rhabditida; Rhabditidae.
AUGCGUGAAAUCGUGCACUUGCAAGCCGGUCAAUGCGGCAACCAAAUUGGGACGAAGUUCUGGGAGGUCAUCUCGGAUGAACAUGGAAUCCAACAAGACGGCAGCUACAAAGGCGACUCGGAUCUCCAACUUGAACGCAUCAACGUCUACUACAAUGAGGCUAAUGGUGGCAAAUACGUGCCUCGCGCCGUGCUGGUCGAUCUCGAGCCUGGAACAAUGGACACGGUGCGCAAUGGACCCUACGGAGGAAUCUACCGUCCCGACAACUUCGUCCACGCUCAAUCGGGUGCUGGAAACAACUGGGCCAAAGGACACUACACUGAGGGAGCCGAGUUGGUCGAUCAAGUGCUUGAUGUGAACACCGAUGAGACGUUCUGCAUCGACAACGAGGCACUCUAUGACAUCUGCUUCCGAACACUCAAGCUCAACAGCCCGACUUAUGGCGAUUUGAAUCAUCUUGUUUCUAUGACGAUGUCUGGUGUGACAACUUGUCUUCGCUUCCCUGGACAACUCAACGCAGAUCUACGAAAGCUUGCCGUUAACAUGGUGCCUUUCCCACGUCUCCACUUCUUCAUGCCUGGCUUCGCUCCCCUCUCGCCCAAAGGAACCACCCAAUACAAAGCUCUGACGGUCGCCGAGCUCACACAACAGAUGUUCGACGCCAAGAACAUGAUGGCCGCUUGUGAUCCACGCCAUGGACGAUACUUGACUGUCGCAGCAAUGUUCCGUGGAAAGAUGAGUAUGCGCGAGGUGGAUGACCAAAUGAUGCACGUCCAGAACAAGAACUCCGCCUACUUCGUCGAAUGGAUCCCCAACAAUGUGAAGACGGCUGUUUGCGACAUUCCACCUCGAGGAUUAAAGAUGGCUGCAACCUUCGUCGGCAAUUCAACCGCCAUUCAAGAACUAUUCAAGCGCAUCUCGGAGCAAUUCACUGCCAUGUUCCGUCGCAAAGCUUUCCUCCAUUGGUAUACUGGCGAAGGAAUGGACGAGAUGGAGUUCACUGAAGCCGAAUCAAAUAUGAUCGACCUCGUCUCCGAAUACCAACAGUACCAAGAGGCCGAAGCUGAGCUAUUUGAUCUGACUGAAAUGCCAAUUUGGGACAACUUUCGAGUUCUUUUCAACCGGAACCAUGUGUUUCUGGACGAGAGCCGCUACAAGUUCUGCUGUGGAUUGCUUCCUGUCGAGAUUGCUGCUUUACUGUUCUUCAUCAUGGAAAUAUUUGCUCUGGGCACGGCUUUAUCAAACGCCAGUAUGCACAACCAGGCAUUGACGUGGGGAUACUUCAUGGGAAUGAUUGUGCUCGUCGGAUGCAUUGUCACCACUCUUUUGGGAAAUCACAAGACGGGCAAAAUUGUUCUCUUUUUGCUGCCUGUAUUGGAUGUGAUGAGUGUCGGCUACUACUUGAUGGCCAUCUUGUGUUUCAAGGGAGCAUUUGAUAGUCCCCAUUGUGCAGCUGGUAAUGCAAGUUUCGACUCAAGCGCUCAAAAGGAUAUCAAGGGAAAUUUGCUUAUUGGCUCCCUCAUCUUCUUCGUCCCACUCUUCAUCUGGGAGUACUUGGUCUUCUAUCUUCAUUAUACUAGCCUGAAGGAGAAGCGUGGCAAAAUCGACGUCGAACUUUGCAAUGAGGUCAAGCUGAUUCCCAAACCUCAACGCACAAGUGUUGCUGUGGGUGAAGCCUUGAUGACCGACACUUCGCCAAAGAAGAACAUCGCUCCCCAGCGCGUCAAGAAGGAACGUCGUGGAGCAGCUGGGCCAUCGCAC